GCGCCGGGAGCCCGAGCCCGAGCCCGAGCCGGAGCCGGAGGACAGCGAGGGGCGCGGGCGGCGGAGGAGGCGGCGGGGGAGGGCGGAGGAUGCGGCCGGUGCCGCGGGGCCGCCGCCGCCGCCGCCUCUGACCUGCGCCGAGCGCACGGAGCGCAGCCGCGUCGCUGCGGCCCCGGCCGCGCCAUGGGGAAGGAGCAGGAGCUGGUGCAGGCGGUGAAGGCGGAGGACGUGGGGACCGCGCAGAGGCUGCUGCAGAGGCCGAGGCCCGGGAAAGCCAAGCUCCUGGGCUCCACCAAGAAGAUCAAUGUCAAUUUCCAAGACCCAGAUGGCUUUUCUGCCCUGCACCACGCGGCCCUGAACGGCAACACGGAGUUGAUCACCCUGCUGCUGGAGGCCCAGGCUGCCGUGGACAUCAAGGACAACAAAGGCAUGCGGCCGCUGCACUAUGCGGCCUGGCAGGGCCGGAAGGAGCCCAUGAAGCUGGUGCUGAAGGCGGGCUCGGCAGUGAACAUCCCGUCGGAUGAAGGCCACAUCCCCCUGCACUUGGCGGCCCAGCAUGGGCACUACGACGUGUCUGAGAUGCUGCUCCAGCACCAGUCCAACCCGUGCAUGGUGGACAACUCGGGGAAGACGCCCCUGGACCUCGCCUGUGAGUUCGGCCGUGUCGGGGUGGUCCAGCUGCUCCUGAGCAGCAACAUGUGUGCGGCCUUGCUGGAGCCCCGGCCAGGGGACGCCACGGACCCCAAUGGCACCAGCCCCCUGCACCUGGCAGCCAAGAACGGCCACAUUGAUAUCAUCAGGCUCCUCCUCCAAGCCGGCAUCGACAUCAACCGCCAGACCAAGGCGGGCACGGCCCUGCACGAGGCUGCGCUCUGUGGAAAGACAGAAGUGGUUCGGCUGCUGCUGGAUAAUGGGAUCAAUGCCCACGUGAGGAACACCUACAGCCAGACGGCCCUGGACAUCGUGCACCAGUUCACCACCUCCCAGGCCAGCAAGGAGAUCAAGCAGCUGCUGCGAGAGGCCUCGGCGGCCCUGCAGGUCCGGGCGACCAAGGAUUACUGCAACAAUUACGACCUGACCAGCCUCAAUGUCAAAGCCGGGGACAUUAUCACAGUCCUUGAGCAGCAUCCAGACGGCCGGUGGAAGGGCUGUAUCCAUGACAACAGGACAGGCAACGACCGAGUGGGCUACUUCCCGUCCUCCCUGGGUGAGGCCAUUGUCAAGCGAGCAGGCUCCCGAGCAGGUGCUGAGCCAAGUCCACUCCAGGGAGGCAGCUCGUCGGGCCCCUCUGCACCCCCCGAGGAGAUCUGGGUGCUGAGGAAGCCUUUCACAGGCGGGGACCGUAGUGGCAGCUUGAGUGGUGUGGCUGGUGGCCGGAGCAGCGGGGGCCACACCCUGCACGCAGGCGCUGAAGGGGUCAAGCUCCUGGCCACAGUUCUCUCCCAGAAGCCCGUCUCUGACUCUGGCCCCGGGGACAGCGCUGUCAAGCCUCUGGAGAGCUCUGCAGGUGCCACCCGCUCCCAGCCUCCAGUGGCCCACGCUGGGCAGGUCUACGGGGAGCAGCCGCCCAAGAAGCUGGAGGCCGCCUCGGAGGGCAAGAGCGCCGAGGCUGUCGGCCAGUGGCUGGCCACGUUCCAGCUGCAGCUCUACGCCCCCAACUUCAUCAGUGCCGGCUACGACCUGCCCACCAUCAGCCGCAUGACCCCUGAGGACCUCACAGCCAUCGGGGUCACCAAGCCGGGCCACCGGAAGAAGAUCACUGCAGAGAUCAGCGGCCUGAGCAUCCCUGACUGGCUGCCUGAGCGCAAACCCGCGAACCUGGCCGUGUGGCUGUCCAUGAUCGGCCUGGCCCAGUACUACAAGGUGCUGGUGGACAACGGCUACGAGAAUAUAGACUUCAUCACCGACAUCACCUGGGAGGACCUGCAGGAGAUCGGCAUCACCAAGCUGGGACACCAGAAGAAGCUGAUGCUGGCGGUGAGGAAGCUGGCCGAGCUGCAGAAGGCAGAGUACGCCAAGUAUGAGGGCGGGCCCGUGCGCCAGAAGGCACCACAGUCCCUCGAAGUGAUGACCAUCGAGUCGCCACCCCCGCCCGAGCCUGCCCCGGCUGAAUGCCAGUCUCCGAAGAUGACCACCUUCCAGGACAGCGAGCUCAGCGGCGAGCUGCAGGCUGCCAUGACUGGCCCGGCCGAAGGGGCUGCCGCCACUGCUGCCGCCGCUGCCGCCGAGAAGCCCUCCAACCACCUGCCGCCCACCCCAAGGGCCUCCGUGCGGCAGGAGCCCAGCCUCGGUGGGCGGGCACGACACAUGAGCAGUUCUCAGGAGCUGUUGGGUGACGGGCCCCCUGGGCCUGGCAGUCCCAUGUCACGAAGCCAGGAGUAUCUGCUGGAUGAGGGGCCCACCCCUGGCACCCCCCCAAGGGAGGCCCGGCCCAGCCGCCACAGCCACAGUGUCAAGCGGGCCAGUGUGCCCCCGGUGCCUGGCAAGCCCCGGCAGGUCCUUCCACCAGCUGCCAGCCACUUCACACCCCCCCAGACGCCCACAAAAGCCCGGCCAGCCUCCCCUCAAGCCCUGGGGGGGCCUCACGGCCCAGCUCCAGCCACGGCCAAGGUGAAGCCCACCCCACAGUUGCUGCCACCAGCAGAGCGACCCAUGUCCCCUCGCUCGCUGCCUCAGUCACCCACACACCGUGGCUUUGCCUACGUGCUGCCCCAGCCAGUGGAGAGCGAGGCAGGGCCAGCUGUGCCAGGGCCUGCACCCACGGCCGUGCCCACACCAGUGCCUACGCUCUGCCUGCCCCCGGAGGCCGAAGUGGAGCCAGGGCGGCCCAAGAAGCGCGCCCACAGCCUGAACCGCUAUGCAGCGUCCGACAGCGAGCCAGAGCGGGAUGAGCUGCUGGUGCCAGCCGCCGCGGGGCCCUAUGCCACGGUCCAGCGGCGCGUGGGCCGAAGCCACUCAGUGCGAGCACCUGCCGGCGCCGACAAGAAUGUCAACCGCAGCCAGUCGUUUGCUGUUCGGCCUCGGAAGAAGGGCCCCCCCCCACCCCCACCCAAGCGCUCCAGCUCAGCCAUGGCCAGUGCCAACCUGGCCGACGAGUCGGCGCCAGAUGCCGAGGCCGAGGGGGCUGGGACAGAGGACGGCCGGCUAGGGGUUCGGGCACAGCGCCGCCGGGCUAGCGACCUGGCUGGCAGUGUGGACACAGGCAGCGCCGGCAGUGUGAAGAGCAUCGCAGCCAUGCUCGAGCUGUCGUCCAUUGGGGGUGGAGGCCGGGCAGCCCGCAGGCCCCCUGAGGGCCACCCCGUGCCACGCCCUGCCAGCCCAGAGCCAGGCCGGGUGGCCACGGUGUUGGCCUCGGUGAAGCAGAAGGAGGUCAUUGGGCCUGACGGGGAGGUGGUGAACCGGCGCCGCACGCUGAGUGGGCCUGUCACGGGACUUCUGGCCACAGCUCGCCGGGGUCCGGGAGAGUCUGGGGGGCCUGCAGAUCACGGCCGCUUUGUGGAAGACAGCGCUACCCGGCAGCGGCCUCGCGGUCCAGCCAAGGGCGAGGCAGGUGCAGAGGGCCCACCCCUGGCCAGGGUGGAGGCCAGCACCACACUCCAGAGGCGCAUCCGAGCCAAGCAGAGCCAGCAGGAGAACGUGAAGUUUCUCCUGACGGAGUCUGACACGGUCAAGCGCCGGCCCAAGGCCAAGGAGCGGGAGACAGGUCCAGAGCCUCCCCCGCCCCUGUCCGUGUACCAGACUGGAACAGGCACUGUGCACCGCCCCCCGGCCUCUGAGCAGGCUGGGCCCCCAGAGCUGCCCCCGCCACCCCCGCCCGCUGAGCCCCCGCCCUCCGACCUGAUGCAGCUGCCCCCGCUGCCCCCGCUGGACAGUGAUGCCCGGAAGCCGGCCAAGCCGCCUGUCUCUCCGAAGCCCGUUCUGGCUCAGCCCGUGCCCAAGAUCCAGGGCUCACCCACACCUGCCUCCAAGAAGGUGCCGCUGCCAGGUCCCAGCAGCCCAGAGGUGAAGCGCGCCCACGGCACGCCGCCGCCCGUGUCUCCCAAGCCGCCGCCGCCGCCCACGGCACCCAAGCCCGCCAAGGCCGCCGCGGGGCUGCAGUCGGGCAGCGCCAGCCCGUCGCCCGCGCCCUCGCCGGCGCGCCAGCCACCCCCCGCGCUCGCCAAGCCGGCCAGCACGCCGCCGCCGCCGCUGAGCGCCAGCCCUGCGAGGCCCCCGUCCCCCGGUGCGCCCGCGCUGCACGUGCCCGCCAAGCCUCCGCGCGCCGCUGCAGCCGCCGCCGGGCCCCCUGCCGUGCCCGACAGCGCCUCGCCGGGGGAUAGCGCCCGGCAGAAGCUGGAGGAGACGAGCGCGUGCUUGGCGGCGGCGCUGCAAGCGGUAGAAGAGAAGAUUCGGCAGGAGGAUGCUCAAGGCUCGCGCCCCUCGGCGGCCGAGGAGAAGAGCACUGGCAGCAUCCUGGACGACAUUGGCAGCAUGUUUGACGACCUGGCUGACCAGCUGGACGCCAUGCUGGAGUGACGCGGCCGCCCAUGUCGGGGGUCCGCCCGCGCCGUCUGGGCUCCGGCCCGCACACUGACCUUUACCUCAGGAUGGGCACCGCUGGGCAUGGCGCGAGCAGGCUGGGUGGCGGGCGGGGUGCAGGGGACAGCCCGCCAGGUGGCCGCGGGCACGAGGCAGGAGCGGGCGGUGCUGCCCGGCACCUGCACAAGCACAACUCCUGCCCCCGGGCCCAGCCUGGAGGACUGCCUGGCUGGGGACCCAAGGGCUCUGGGCAGAUGCUGCUGCCCCGUGGGUGCCCAUCCCUAUCUGCUGCUCCCUGUGCAAUAACUGCUGGGCCACCUGCCCACCCACCACCAGGCUCUGCCCCCUGUGGGUGGAGGAGGGGCCACCCCCAAAACCCCUGCCCAAGAGGCCAGGUUGGGCCCACCCUGGGAGGAGGCAGUGGGAGGGGGGGCAGCUGCUGUAUUCCCCUUCCCAAUCUGAGGCAGAGCACAGGCCUAUGCCCAGCACAGAACUGCCCAUUGGGGACCUCUGCCAGCCGCUCUGGCGCAGCACAAGGGGCUGAGGUCGGGCCCCCUGCCCCACUGCACCCCCCUCCUCAGAAUAUAAGCUAUCGAAGAGUAUUAAUUUAUUGGGAAUGAGCUAAGGCAGAUUUCCCCAGAGAAACAAGAAGGUAUAACUUUAACAAAUAUAUAUUUAAAGAAAAAAAAUAUUGAUUCUAUAGAAAACCAUUUACCACCCGCAAGGACGCUGGAGUCCAGCUCAAGACAAAAGCUGUUAGAGGCCCUGGCCAUCCGUCUGUCCUUCCCCUCUCUCUGUCCAGGUGUGGCCAGAUCUCUGGCCCAGUAGCACAAACAGGAGGCUGGGGUCCAGGGAGGGGUCCGUGCUCCGCCAGCACCUCCCCUCUGCUCUCUCCUGCCUUCUCUGGAGGACUGGAAGGAUGUGCCUUGCUCGCUGCUGGGCGGUGUCCUCCACCCCUCGGGGGCUGUUGGUGUGAGGCCGCACCUGGGCUUCAGGGGCGCCCAGUGCACAGCGUGGUGAACGUGGGCACGUCAGCCGGGUGACAGCAGGGGGUGCAGGGCAUGCAUGCCAGGCUGUGUGUGGUGCGUGCGAGGUUGUGCCCGACCUUCCCUCCCUGGGGCCCCCCCCGCUGACCCAGCGCCGCCAGCCCACCCCUGCAGACGCUCUGCUCGUGGUCCGAGGCCGUGUCGUGUGGUCGUUCUCGCCUUCUCUCUCCCCCAACCCCCUGCUCCAAAAAGUACUGAUUGGCCUCCUCUAUUGUGUUUGCUGAUGACCCACGUGUGUUGGGCACAACUCUGACAUUUCUUAAAAAAAAAAAAAAAAAAAUUAAAAAACGCCGAAAACCAGCGAUUGUGAUCCUGGCGGGUGAGAGGGGUCUGCCGAGGUGGUGUCCGGGCAUGGGGGGGCCCCUUCCAGCGGUCACUUGCGGACCCUUCCCUGCUGGAUGCGCCUGGCCAUCUCCCUGGCCUCCUCAGCGCGUGGCCCAGGGGCAGGCAGGUGGGGUGGGGGGUUCGGGCAGGGACCUACUGUCAGCUGUCAAUAAACAGCAGAAAACGGA
Messenger RNA from Phacochoerus africanus (Common warthog), 6076 nucleotides. It is a transcript of the gene CASKIN1, whose product is annotated as CASK interacting protein 1. NCBI's taxonomy places the organism in Eukaryota, Metazoa, Chordata, Mammalia, Artiodactyla, Suidae. The transcript has 20 exons. Bases 184 to 4515 code for a protein of 1443 amino acids. Gene Ontology annotation, molecular function: protein binding. The record is from RefSeq and is a predicted model, not a curated record.